Messenger RNA from Paralichthys olivaceus (Japanese flounder), 763 nucleotides. The record is from RefSeq and is a predicted model, not a curated record. Lineage: Eukaryota; Metazoa; Chordata; Actinopteri; Pleuronectiformes; Paralichthyidae.
GCUCUGUGUGUGAACAGAUCGCUCUCCUGACAUGGAGAACUACUGGGAGGACGAUGACGACAGCUUCUCCUCCGAACAGGAAGGAAGUGAUGACGCGGUCCCGCCUCAGGACAUGUAUGACGACGAUGACGAUGUUCAGGAAAAGAUGAAGAAGUCUUGUGGGAAAAUGAUCCGAACAACCUCCCUGACGAAUCAACCGAACUUCAAGCAGAAGUUUGUGGCUCUGUUGAAAAGAUUCAAAGUGACUGAUGAGGUUCUGGACCCGGUGGGUCAGAGUCAGGAGGUCGAGGAGGAUCUGGACCUCCUGUACGACAGUCUGGAGCUUUACAACCCGAGUGACAGCGGCCCCGAGCUGGAUGACAACGACAGCAUCCAGAGCACACCAAAACCAAAACUGAGGCCGUUCUUCGAGGGCAUUUCUCAGUCGCCCUCUCACACAGAGAUGAUGAGUCAGAGGAGUCACCAGAGAGAAGCGCCUGCAGCCGUGACAGAGCUACUGCUUCUUGUUCAGGGGUCUGGAGGAGAAGAGGCCGGCCCCGGGGAAGGUGAGGAUGAUGUUGCCAUGGUAACAGAUGCAGGGCCGGCUGCAAAGCUCUGUAAAACUGAGUCCCAGACACACAUGUCACCAAGUAAGACAGGAAGUCAAAUGUCUCGCCAUCCGUGGAGCGUCUCCAUAAAGGACAGACAGAACUCCAGAGGGACAGACAGAACCAGCAGCGUGGACAGUGAGACGUCGUCAGACUACAGGACAGCUGCUCCACAG